Molecule: messenger RNA, 504 nt
Organism: Ichthyophthirius multifiliis
Lineage: Eukaryota; Ciliophora; Oligohymenophorea; Hymenostomatida
Exons: 1
Source: RefSeq, a predicted model, not a curated record
CCUAUUUUAUUUGUUUUGAUUGAUUGAUUGUUUUUUCUUUUUAAAUAGUAUUUGGAAUAUUUAAUUUUUAUGAUUGAUUUUAUGUGCUUCUGCUUUUAGAACGAUCUAUAACAUAUUUAUUUUCUUUUUUAUUUUUUACUUAUAUUUAUUAACGCAGUUGCUCAAUUUAAAUAUUUUAACAAGUUAAAUUUUGACUAUUUGGGUUACUACUUCUAGGAGAAUAUAUUAUAUUUUAAGAUUUAGGUUCCUAAAGAUUCCAUGUUUCUGAAUUAUUUAUAUAAUUUUCAAUUUAAUUAGAAAAUACAGAAUUAUUUUAAUCUUUUUUUAUUUUUAUUUUUUAUUAUUUAAAUAAAAAUGAAAUGUACUCUAGGUUAUUAUAUUUUGCAUUGAAUUAGUUUCAAUUUGGGGAAAUUCUUAAAUUUAAUUAUUAUAAUCUAUACUUACUUUUUAACUAUUGGGAACGUUCUUCGAAAAUUAUGUAUUAGAUUGUGUACUCUUUAUUCU